AAACAUACUUCGUGGCCCACAGCUAGUAGUUGACUAGUUGCAAAGAAGCUGGGGCUCCGACCCAUGACGGCAGGCCUUGCCGCGUGAAUCUCGUGAUGAAUUUCUUGGACAAUUCACUCGAGCUCAAGGAGAUUCAGAGGCUCGAAGGCCACAGCGACAGGGUCUGGAAUGUCGCAUGGAAACCGGCAACCGGAACUGGCGGCGUACCCGCAGUACUCGCCUCCUGCAGCGGCGACAAAACCGUUCGUAUUUGGGAACAGAGUUCUCCAUCUGGUUCUUUCCACUGCAAGGCAGUUCUAGAUGAAACUCACACUAGAACAGUCAGAUGCUGUGCAUGGUCUCCAUCGGGCAAAUUUCUGGCAACUGCAAGUUUUGAUGGCACUACUGGUAUAUGGGAACACAUGGGAGAUGAUUUUGAAUGUGUCUCUACCUUAGAGGGUCAUGAGAAUGAAGUAAAAAGCGUCUCGUGGAAUGCAUCUGGCACGCUACUUGCAACUUGUGGACGAGACAAAUCAGUUUGGAUAUGGGAAGUUCAGCCUGGCAAUGAAUAUGAAUGUGUUUCUGUGCUCCAAGCUCAUACACAAGAUGUUAAAAUGGUCCGAUGGCAUCCUUGUGUGGAUAUCUUGUUUUCAUGCAGUUAUGAUAACACUAUCAAGGUUUGGGCAGAUGAAGGUGAUAGUGAUGAUUGGCAUUGCAUUCAAACCUUAGCUGAAUCUAACAGCGGUCAUAAGUCAACAGUUUGGGCUCUAUCUUUUAAUGCCAGUGGAGAUCGAAUGGUUACAUGUAGCGAUGACCUUUCCCUGAAGAUAUGGACAACAGACGUAGAAAAAAUGAUGUCUGGUGAUCUAAACACACCUUGGAGGCACAUUAGUACUGUCACUGGGUAUCAUGACAGAACAGUUUUUUCUGUACAUUGGUCAAGUGAAGGAAUAAUUGCCAGUGGAGCGUCUGAUGAUGCUAUACGCUUAUUUGUUGAGAAUGACAGCACAGUGGUAGAUGGACCUGCAUACAGCUUACUUUUAAAGAAGGAGAAGGCCCAUGAGAUGGAUGUAAAUGCUGUGCAAUGGAACACUGGGGAUAAAAGGCUACUUGCUUCGGCAAGCGAUGAUGAGACGAUCAAAAUAUGGGAAUUGGCUCCUCAGUCUGGAUGAUAAACAACCUACCAUUGUAACUUUAUUAUAACCUGAUAUUCGGUUUUUAGAGGCUCUCUUUUCAUUGGUUUAUAAGUAGUGGCUUGCUUUGCCAACUUUUUUCCAGCCGCUAUUUUUUCUUUUAUACUACGUACCAAAUAUUGUUAUUUACUCUACUUCCUCCACCAGUACAGAUAGAAAAAGGUCGUGCAUAGUUACUCUCGUUGCUGAAAUAUUUGCAAGGAAAAGAUGACUUCCUAAUUUUUUUUCUUAUAAAUAACUGUGAAUCCCAUA
Cuscuta europaea is the source of this 1424-nucleotide messenger RNA. Lineage: Eukaryota; Viridiplantae; Streptophyta; Magnoliopsida; Solanales; Convolvulaceae. The record is from the annotation of a GenBank genome assembly.